This is a messenger RNA of Frankliniella occidentalis (western flower thrips), 1946 nucleotides long. RefSeq names its product mucin-5AC-like. The record is from RefSeq and is a predicted model, not a curated record. The transcript is spliced from 6 exons. Gene Ontology annotation, molecular function: protein binding. The coding region runs from base 182 to 1876 and encodes 564 amino acids. NCBI's taxonomy places the organism in Eukaryota, Metazoa, Arthropoda, Insecta, Thysanoptera, Thripidae.
GGGCUGUGGGGAGUGGGGCGUAUGUCGAUAAGGCCAACAGCGCCCAGCACCGUGCAGUUAGGCCCCGAGCAGGGCCCCGCGAGGAGAAACGUGGGGGCAAAAAAACAUAAGACUCGUUAACCAAUGACGGGCUGAGGAGGGGGCCCAUCCCUGAAGCGCUGGGAGUGUGCCAUGUGAGGCCAUGGCCGUCGCCGUCACCGUGACCAUCUGCCUCCUGUGGACGGCGAGCUGCUCAGGAUCCCAGACCAGCCUCUCGACGACCAGCCUCUCGACGACCAGCCCCACGACAGCGAGACUCUCGACGAACAGCCCCACGACGCCGAGACUCUCCUCCAUGGGACCCUCGACGCGUUCGACGCACGCCCGCACGACCACGGCCCCAACCACGGCCUCCGACGAUGACGACGGAGGCACGACCAUGAGCCACACAUCUCACCCAACCCACGACACGCGCUCGACCCACUGGCACACGACCACUGCCGCUACGACCGUCCCGGACGACGACGAGGGCACGAUCCACGCUACGCACUCGACCCACGGCACGCGCACGACACACGCUCGAACGACUUCCGCUUCUGCCAAGGCCUCCGACGACGACGAUGACGACGAGGACACGAGCACGGCCCACGCCGCUCACUCGACCCCCGGCACGCGGUCGACCAGCUCGCAUGCGACCUCGGUCGCCACGACCGUCUCGGCCGACGACGAGAGCACGACGCACACCACGACAACUCGGGGCACACGCUCGACCCACGCCCGUACGACCACCGCCUCGACCACGGUCUCGGACGCCGACGACGAGGGCACGACGCGCAGCUUCUCGACCCGGGGCACGCGCUCGACCCGCGCUCGCACGACCACUCCCUCUACGAGCUCGACCGCGGCCUCGGACGGAGCAAGCGGUACGAACUACAGCACGCGACACGCGCGUACGACCGCCAAAGCGACCCCUCUGACCACUCGGCCCCGCGCGAUCUCGCGAGCCACCGCUCGCCCGACCUCGACAGCCCCCUCGACCUCGGCCUCUGACAUUGCUAAGCCUGCCGUACACGCAGCUCAGUCGGCCGAGGCCGCUCGCUCGACCGCGGAGGACGACGACGACCUCGGCUCGACCACGGCGAUGGCGACGCCACCAGACGAGACGAGCACGGCGGCGGCCUCGACGACCACCCUCAGCACCGACGACGACGGGGCACCCGGGGACGACGACGACAAACCCGCGACCACCACCACGCUAACGCCGACCUCCACCACCGUCACGAACGUCUCCGAGGCCGAGACUUCUGCUCGCGAGACGACCCAGGACAUCGCCCAGGGCACCUCCAUCACACCAGACGGUGACUCGUCGGAGGUCUCGGACAGCACCGCCAAGGCCACAACCGUCACAACGCCCGGGACGUCCUCGGCCACCUCCUCAGCUCAAGCCUCCACCGCCACGGGCCUCGGCAGCAAAUCGGCGUCGCCCCCGAGCACCCCCUCCGACACCUCCCCGGCCAAACAGCCCACGACCCGCGCGGAGGUCCGGGGACCCUCCGUGUCGACCGUCGACCUAGCCGAUGCGUUCGGCUGGCGGAAGCCCGGGCAGAAGCGGGUCCGCAGCACCGACUGCGGAUGCCCACGCAAGGGCCACAAGGUGACGGCGCCGAGCCCGGCCAACGACACCUUCCCGACGGUGCUCGGCUACGCCAGGGUGUUCUCGGCGUACAAGGCCGCGCUGUACGACGAGCUGACAGUGGUCCCGGGGGACAUCGUCACGGAGCUGCAGCCGCACAGCCGCGGCUGGCUGGCGGGCUGCCUCCGCGCGACCAGGGGUGUCUUCCCCGCUAACUUUGCCAGGGCGAGUAUACACUCCCCAAGACUGUCUCUACUAGGGUAGAGAGAAUCGUCUCACCGUCUCCCAUAUUGAUGGAGGGGACUGUCUAUUUUGUCUAUUUCUUAGCCCUGAG